Limulus polyphemus (Atlantic horseshoe crab) is the source of this 336-nucleotide messenger RNA. RefSeq names its product gamma-aminobutyric acid type B receptor subunit 2-like. Gene Ontology annotation, cellular component: membrane; G protein-coupled receptor heterodimeric complex. The record is from RefSeq and is a predicted model, not a curated record. The transcript has 3 exons. The annotation marks the transcript as partial. Lineage: Eukaryota; Metazoa; Arthropoda; Merostomata; Xiphosura; Limulidae. Gene Ontology annotation, molecular function: G protein-coupled GABA receptor activity. Gene Ontology annotation, biological process: G protein-coupled receptor signaling pathway; gamma-aminobutyric acid signaling pathway.
UUAACCUAUGCUGACACUCAUCCGAUGUAUACUAUGGAAAACUACCCGAACUUUUUCCGAGUAGUGCCGAGCGAAACUGCAUUCAAUCCAGCAAGAGUCGCCCUGUUGCAGCAUUUCAACUGGACACGAGUUGGUACUCUUUACCAGAAUUCCCCACGUUAUGCUCUGCCCCACAGUAAACUACUGACAGAUCUCGAGACAGCGAAAAUCGAGAUAGCUUCACAACACGGGUUUGUAGAUGAAUCAAAGUCGGCUGUACACAAGUUAAAAGAGAAAGAUGUGAGAAUCAUCUUGGGGAACUUUGACCAAAGCUGGGCUGAGCAGAUAUUCUGUGAG